UUUGUUAGUUAGUCAGCUGACAAAGCUAACUUCCGGUUUCGAAGCAUAACAGGAAGCCGUUUAUUUUUGUUUGCGAAACCUAAUUGCUAUUGUUAUUGUUGACCUGGUCAGAAUUUUUCCACUACUCUCAUAAUGACAAGGCAUGCCAAAAAUUGUACAGCAGGUACUGUAUAUACUUACCAUGAACGUAAGAAAGAUACUGCAACAUCAGGCUAUGGUAGCAAAAGUAUUCGUGUCGGGAAAGAUUCAGUCAAGGAUUUUGAUUGCUGUUCCUUGACUCUUCAACCUUGCCGGAAUCCUGUCAUAACACCUGAUGGCCAUCUUUAUGAUAAAGAAGCUAUUCUGGAAUAUAUUAUUCACAAGAAGAAAGAAAUUGCUUUAAAACUGAAGAAGUAUGAAAAGCAAAAGUCUAAAAAUGAAGCAGAACAAUUAGAAAUUGGUCAAGCAGAAGCUGAGAGCCAGAAGAAGGCAUUCAUGGAAAAUGAAGUGAAUCCUGUGAAGAUGAUAAAUAACUCAACUGAAGAAGCAAGCACUAGUCGUAGCACAAGUAUUAGUAACAUGAAACAAGGAAAGGACAAAGCUUUGCCUAGCUUUUGGUUACCGUGUCUGACCCCAAGUGCGAGUGCAUCUGUCAUGACAAAGCCUGAUGAAAAGGUUCGUUGCCCAAUGAGUGGAAAACCUAUAAAGCUAAAAGAUCUCAUUGAUAUUACUUUCACACCAAUAAAUGAUAGGGAUACAAAGACUUCCCUUAUAACAAAACAGGCUAGAUAUGUAUGUGCUGUUUCAAAUGAUGUUUUGGGUAACUCUGUACCAUGUGCUGCUUUGAAGACAUCGGGCAAAGUGGUUACUAUGGAGUGUGUGGAAAAAAUUAUUAAAAAGGACAUGAUUGAUCCAAUCAAUGGAAAGAAAUUGACUAAUAAAGAUAUUAUUCCUCUUCAAAGGGGUGCAAGUGGAUUUUCUGCUUCUGGAGUCCAGUUAGAUGCUAAAGAGAAAAGACCUUCUAUGCAGGCUUAGACAGCUAACUACUUACCACACAUGCAUGCAUAUACACAUAAUGAAUGCACACUCAUAUUGUACAUAAUAAAAUUCUGUAAACAACCUUUUUUCCAUCCUGGUAAUAAAAAUUAUAUCUACUAUUUAAA
Octopus bimaculoides (California two-spot octopus) is the source of this 1142-nucleotide messenger RNA. Its product is annotated as nitric oxide synthase-interacting protein. Gene Ontology annotation, biological process: protein ubiquitination. The record is from RefSeq and is a predicted model, not a curated record. NCBI's taxonomy places the organism in Eukaryota, Metazoa, Mollusca, Cephalopoda, Octopoda, Octopodidae. Gene Ontology annotation, molecular function: ubiquitin protein ligase activity. Gene Ontology annotation, cellular component: nucleus.